UCAGACUGUUUUGAAUCGCCAUUAAUUGAUUUCUCUUUGUAUAAUUUUCCUUUAUUUUCAUGCGAAAAAACAUUUCGUCAAAUUUCCACAUAAUUGUGUACACAGCAGAAGACAAACAAAUCCAGACCUAAAGUAAACAAUAAGCAGAAUAAAAUGUGUUAAUUGUAUAUGUGUGCAAAGAAUGGGAUAAGAUCUAAAAGGCAGAGACAUAAAAAUUAAUAGGAGACUUGAAGGUUCCAAAAUUCAAGUUUGAUAAUGGCUCAGGAGUGUACAGAAGAGGCAUUUAUUAUCUAUCGAGAGGGAGUGGCUCAACAGCUACAGUGGGCUCUUGCGCCAGCACUACAACGUGAGCCAGCCGUGCGUCUCUGUGCAGUAGAUCAACCAAAUUUACUUUUUAUUCUAACUGCUGAUGGAGCACUUUACAUGGCUAACAAAGCAAUGCAUGCCGCUAAUACACUGAAUAUACAACUUCACCGGACUAAAAUAACGGAUGUGUCGUACUGUCGUCAUAUGAAUCAGUUGUUUGUUGUUACUACAGAGGGGGAAGUGCAGAUGCAAUACUUAAAACAUACUGGUAGCGCAGCUUUGGACAUGGAGCCAUGGCAAACACUAUCCUUCGACCCGCUCGAACUCUCCGAAGAGGGUAUAUUCAUUGAGCGUAUUUGUUGCGCUGCUCGAGGUGUAAUAUUUAUGACCCGCUCAGGAGAAUUGUAUGUAAUGGGCAGUUGUGGUGAGGUAUUUAAUGCAGAAGUGCAGCCCAAGCAUUUGCGUCUAAUCGAAGAAAGCAAGGAAAUUCUGGAUAUCGUAGCCGGCGAUGAAUUCUUUGUUUUACUGAUUCAGCGUUCUUAUCCAGAACAAGAAGACCCAUUGGAACUAUGGGGCAGCAAAGUCAAACAAAACCAAGCCUCUACAUCAACGCAUUCUCCUUCAUCUGGGCGUGUGCGUUGCGGUAACCAUCCGCAAAUUGAAACUUCUGCAGGCGAAGAAGCAGUAGAUAAAAAGCUUGAACUCAAUUCCAACUCGUCAGUACGGUCCUACAGCAGUACAAAAUCAAGUCACACACAACCAGAUGACAUCGAUUAUAAUAUCAAAGAAAUUCUAAAACAAGGAUACACUUUACUGCAUACACAGGUAUGUACCUUUGGUGCCGAAAAUGGAGGCCUCCUGGGCACCGGCGAUCACAUAAGACGUAAUACGGUAAAUUAUCUGCAAAAGUUAGAAGCGCUGGGAGUAUGUAGUGUGGCAGCAGGACGAGAGCACAGCGUGGCUCGCACUCUAGAUGGCAGACUCUUCCACUGGGGGCUUAAUACACAAUUUCAACUAAACAACCAGAACGAAAUAACGGAUAUAAGUUCGCCAACAGAACUUAAAUUGGACAAAGUGCAGUUGGAGGUGAGCCAGCGAAACAUUCUAAACGCCUGCUGCGGAGACUUUCAAACUAUUCUAAUGAAUGCGCGCGGCGAAAUACAACUAAAGGAACAUCAGCUAUCGAGCUUUGAACAACAUUUGUUGACUUUAAAUAUGCGGGAUGCCACAAAUCGGAAAACAAUUCCCUUACUACUCACUGCAGCGACAUAUACUUUGCAGAACCGUCGUAAUUUUCAGCGCCAGUUUCACGCCUAUUACAUCGGUCUUCAGCAACAACUUAAACAGUUACUUAGGUAUCGUCAUGGCAUACAAAUGAUUGAGCUUUUCCAACAGAAGAGCACAGCCUUAGUGCUAAGGCAGCUGCAGCAUAUAUGCCAAUACUACCAUAAACUUUUGUACCUAAUCGCUUGCACAUUGCGUUCCUUUGAGGACUUCUACCGCUCAGACUUCACGAACCCUGCAGAAUUAGUAUUUAUUCAGCACUACCGCGAGUGUAUUGAGCUGUUUGCACAGUACACGAAGGGUUAUUGUGACCUUUACUCUGUCGAUGGCUUUACUGAGGCAUCGAAACUCUAUAACCACUUAUCAAGUGUGCCACUCCUACCGGGGCAGCGCGAUCAUAACGUUGACUUGGUGCGCAUCUGCCAGCAGCCAUUUCAAGUGUUUCCUCAUUACUUACAAUUUCUCGAACAACUUAUAAAGACACGCCCUGAAUUUACAGAACAUCUCUUGGCUUGGGAUGGCUUCGCGCGCCAGCAACGUAUCGAUUUGGAGCUUGCCGAGAAUACCUUAGAGUUUUGGAGACGCAACGAGCGUAACUCUAAAAUACGGCACUUCCGCCGUAAGCAGCGGCGCGUUAUACUGACAUCGACGACAGUGCCGCUAAAGUUGGCUCACACCACGAUGAGCAUGUCCAGCACCACAUUCAUUUUAUUUUCCGAUUGCUUCUGUCAGGUCGGCAGCCAACUCUACACAUAUCCUUUGGUGACGCUCUGGCUGAAAAUGGAAAACGACACCGCUUUGCGCAUCACCACACCGGAGCGCACCUUUACACUUUUGGCCCGCACAAACCACGAUAAGAAACUGUGGUUUGAUCAAAUCGAAUCGGCUGUCAAAGCGGCACUGGGACGUUCUUCUGACGGGAAGCUGUCGAGUGUGCGCACUACGGCUCACGUUUUCAGUCGCAACCACGCCAUGUACGCCGGCGUGCAUGCUUAUGGACGCUGGCGGAAUGGAGUGCUGCAUGGAAAAUGCUAUCUGGAGUAUCCCGACGGGCGAGUCUACUUCGGCCAGAUCCGGAACGGUGAGAUAGAAGGUUAUGGCAAAAUGGUAAUGCCCUCGGUAGGCAUAUACGAAGGCCAUUUCAAGUCGGGUAAAUUCCAUGGCCAUGGUACCUAUGAGCUGAAGGAGAACGAAGUUUACGAAGGACACUUUCGCGAUGGUCUAUUUCACGGUCAUGGCACGCAGCGCAGCAACAGCUACACCUACGUCGGUGAAUAUCAGGCCAAUGCCAAAUGUGGCUAUGGCAUUUUGGACGACAUGCUAACAGGCGAUAAGUAUAUGGGCAUGUUUGCGGACAACAAACGUGUCGGGGCUGGGAUUUGUAUUACAAUGAAUGGCGACUACUUCGAAGGCUUAUUUGCGAAUGAUGAGCUGGCUGGUAACGGCAUAGCUGUGCUGGAGCGCGAUUAUUACUAUGAGGGUGAACUAUCGGUGCACGGACCAAAUGGAAAGGGCACGUACUACAUGCCUACUGGCAUGGCGGAUGCUGAGGACUCAGGCAUAAGCGAAAAUGAUGAGAUCGCGAGUCGUCAAAUGAUUGGCAAUGUAUUGAGUGGCCAUUUGGGGGGUACUUGGCAAGAAGUGCGCAUUUUCUCUGGUGCUAUGUCUAUGAAUAAACAUUUUCCCAAAUAUCCCAAAUCUAUCGGUGCACUUGUCGUUGAUAAUAGCCGAAAAUGGCGUUCUUUAUUUGAGAAUUUCGAGGAAGAGGUGCUCGGCAGCCACACGGGCAACAACAACCAAAAACCUGAUGACAGCCUAAACGUCACAAAAACCCUCUGGAAUCGUAUUGCGGUUUACAUGCGUUCAGAACGCGAACGCGAGCGAACGUUGGAGCAACAUGAUACUGCAUAUCAAUCGUCUCGAAGUUACUUUGCGAAGAAUAUUUCAAUCGGCUUUUCCAACAGCUUCGACAAACUUAGCCUUAAGUCCACAAAUAGUUUGCUCACCACAGCAAAGUCGAGCAUACUUGAUUUGAGUAGUAACCUGUUGGACUCGCGGCGUUCGCACUCACAGGAGACGCUUUAUGAUGCUGAUUUAAACGACUUCGAUAGCGUUUGGGGCACACAAAGUGUCACCCACUACAACAACGAAGACAACAACUCCAUCAGUGCAUUGUUCAAUACGCCGCCUAAGAACUGGUUGGACGAUGCAAAUACGUCUAGUUUACGCUCGUCAUUCGAUAGUAUAAUAAAUCUAAGUGAAAGCUUUAAUAAUAACAGCAGUUUCACCUCACAAAACGAUCUGGAAAUCAUGCCCAGCUUCGGCAUUACUUCGCUCACAGAAGAGGAUGUGUCCGCCAUCAAAGAUUACCUGCAACAAGCGUUUAAGGAUCGGUAUCAUCCUUUGCACUUGUUGAAUCAACGCAUAGCCUACUGCUUCUACACUUCAUAUGGCUGUUGGAAGGUCAAGCCAACACCAAUACUAGCAAAACAGGCGAUGCGAGAAUGGGAAUCCAUCUCCAAACGUGCAUAUCGAUUUGUGCAAAAAAUGUUUCCUGCGUUACCCGAUGAUUACUGUGUAAUAGAGAAUACGCGCGAAGUCGUUUCGCACAUCACGCUGCUCUAUCCAAUCGUAUUAAGCGAGGGCAUAUAUUCGACAUUGUUUGUGUUGUACGCAAACAAGUGCAGUGUGAAAGACGAAAUGUACAGGCAGAAUCUAAUUUAUGCGGAAAAGCUGAAGGACGACGAACUGGCCGCUUGUCUGAGGCUAGAGAGUUCCUUUUUGCCGAUUGUGCGGCAUGCGCUCUACGCGGAGGCAAUACAAACCCUGAAGCAACUCCAAGAAAAAUACAGCCCGAAAGCGAUGUUAACUGUGAUAGAGAGUUGCAUACAAAAAAUUACCGAUGCACACAAUGCAAUUGCAAGUGCAAAUUCUGUGAUAUUAGCUGCCGAUGGCAUGAUGCCACUCACCCUCUUUCUGGUGUUGCGCGCCGCUGUACCUCAUCUUGGCGCCGAAUUGGCGCUGCUGGACGAUUUGACCGGUGGCACUAAUUUCCAGUUCGAAAUGAAUGGCAUUGCUGGCUAUUGCUAUACAACGCUCAAGGCUGCCUAUGAACACAUCACCGCGGUGCCGCUAAAUAAGACGUAAUGGAGCCCACACAACCCUGCUCAAAUACAUUUAGACAACCAAUUGCUUUUUUUCUACAAAAACAAAAAGCUCCUCAACUCCUCGAACUUUCUUCGUUGACACAAUGAAUUUAAAAUCCUUGCGUUCUCGUGAAAUGAAGUGAAUGAAAUGAAAAUUAAGUUAACAUUUCGCAAAGCCAAAUAACACCACGAAUAUCAUUUAAUUUUGAAUUCGAAAUUUAUAAAUACUUCGAAAUGACUUUGUUGCAUAUACUUAUAUUUUUAUUGCCUGUAAAUUUGCAAAUUUGCGGGGAAAUGUUUUAAAAUCAUUGCUAUUUUAAAGCCACAGUGAACAAAUAUUCCCAAAAUUAUUAGUUGUUAGUCAUAAAAGUGUAAAGUUUUAGUAUUAUAAAAAUAUUUAAAAUACGUACUAACAUUCCACUAAAUAAAAAAUGAGAGUAGCAAAUAUGGAUUAUCUGUGGAUUGUAACGGACAAAGCAGGGAUCUGUAUGUAAAGUCGAGAAGAAUAUGUAAUAAUAAAAGAAAUCUGUUACCAAA
Molecule: messenger RNA, 5273 nt
Organism: Anastrepha obliqua
Lineage: Eukaryota; Metazoa; Arthropoda; Insecta; Diptera; Tephritidae
Gene: Als2
Product: alsin homolog
Exons: 10
Coding region: 256-4737 (1493 amino acids)
Source: RefSeq, a predicted model, not a curated record